Messenger RNA from Zingiber officinale, 912 nucleotides. Its product is annotated as WRKY transcription factor 55-like. Gene Ontology annotation, biological process: regulation of DNA-templated transcription. The transcript has 3 exons. The record is from RefSeq and is a predicted model, not a curated record. The coding region runs from base 1 to 912 and encodes 303 amino acids. Gene Ontology annotation, molecular function: DNA-binding transcription factor activity; sequence-specific DNA binding. Lineage: Eukaryota; Viridiplantae; Streptophyta; Magnoliopsida; Zingiberales; Zingiberaceae.
AUGGAGGAGAUUUUAUCUCGAAUCCUUGACGCAUGCAAGAUUGCAAGAGAACUGGAGAGCAGCCUUCUCCUCUACGUCGAUGUCGCAUCCGAUGCGCAUUACCUCUUGCGAUCUUGCGAGGAGAUUGUUGGUGCCUUCAACAAAGCCGUCCAUGGAUUAUAUGCCAUGCAGAGCCAAGCUCCUAGUGUCCAAAUGCUCCUCAUGAGUGCCGGUGAAGCAACGGGAAAUCCUUUUUGCACUGGUGUUCCAGCACCGAUAUCGCCGGAAAACCAGCCGGCGGUCACAGAGUCUGAAGGUGGCUUAAGCUAUGUUCACUCAGGGGCACCAGGUCAGAGAAAGGGCAAAUCUUUGGUGCCGAGAUCCUCCAAGAAGAGUUGCAGGCACGAAGGCAUUUCGAUUGAGUUGGUGCCGGCUCAACCUAACAUGGAGAAUCCUCCUGAUGAUGGAUAUACCUGGAAGAAGUAUGGUCAGAAAGAGAUACUUAAUUCGAGAUUUCCCAGAAGCUACUAUCAUUGCACCCAUAAACAUCAUCAUGGUUGCAAAGCAAAGAAGAAAGUGCAACGGCUUGAUGAUUAUCCAUCAACACUUGAAGUCACCUACUGUGGUGCUCACACCUGCCGCACCUCUCUAACCCCGAUCCUGAUCCCCAAUGACAACAAUAAUAAUGACGACUCACAGCUGGGAGGGCAUUUAGGGGCGCAGGCUGCCGUGCAAAAAGUAGUGGCAUCACAACCCAGUUUGAUUCAAGAUCAUAAUUGGUUCGACAGGGAGGAUAGCAGCAGAUAUAUAGAACAGAUGCAGGGCGGUGGAGAGGUUGAUUGCUCUGUAGCAGAAUUUGCAGAUGUCAUGUUUACUUUAGGGAGCAAUAGUACCUUGGAAGCCAUCUUCUCUCCAAGCCAAGGGAAACCGUAG